This is a messenger RNA of Caenorhabditis bovis, 771 nucleotides long. NCBI's taxonomy places the organism in Eukaryota, Metazoa, Nematoda, Chromadorea, Rhabditida, Rhabditidae. The record is from the annotation of a GenBank genome assembly.
AUGAACCAAGUAUUCACCGCCGGACAAUAUAUGGGAUUCGUAUUCGCUCAAAUCGCCAAUUGGCUUUUCCUAUACCUUAUUAUCACAAAGAAUACCAUGAAAAUCGGAACAUAUCGAUAUUUAAUGAUUUCCUAUGCAAUUUUCUCCAUAGUUUAUUCCAUUAUUGAAGUAAUAUCUCUACCGAUCAUUUUCAGCAAAGGUCCUGCAUUCUACAUAUGCGUUGGCAGCUUUCUGAAAUACAAUCGAAAUCUAGGAAUACCGUUAGCAAAAAAUUUUGAAGUUGAUAGCUUCCGAAUAGCCUACACCUCACUAUUAUAUUAUUCUUAUGACAUGUUCGGCAACAUUCAAAUCCGAUGGAGCGAAUGGAUCGGAGUGUUUCUGGUAUUCCUUAUAAUGGCAUUUUCGAUUCUAACAAUGAUCAUAUUUGGAAUAAAAAUAUUUACAAAGAUGAAGGGCGCCUCGUUUCUGAGCCCAAAAACCAAGGAUUUGAAUCGCCAACUGUUUCGGGCUCUCGUUUUUCAGUCAAUCAUCCCGAUUGUGCUGAUGAUCUUGCCCGUCAGCAUUUUGUUCACAUUUCCCAUGUUUUCAUUGGGAAUCGGAAAAUACGCCAACAUUCCAUGUCUGUCGGCCGCACUUUAUCCAGGCAUCGAGGCCAGCGUCAACAUAUUCAUUAUUCGCGAUUUUCGGCGAAUUCUAAUGUGCACGAAACGAUCUCGAACAUUCCAUCUCUCCACCACCGCUUACAGUGGAGUCCAGCGAUUAUCCGCUUAA